Molecule: messenger RNA, 1881 nt
Organism: Conger conger (European conger)
Lineage: Eukaryota; Metazoa; Chordata; Actinopteri; Anguilliformes; Congridae
Exons: 16
Coding region: 101-1645 (514 amino acids)
Biological process (GO): proteolysis
Cellular component (GO): cytoplasm
Molecular function (GO): manganese ion binding; metalloaminopeptidase activity
Source: RefSeq, a predicted model, not a curated record
GGUCAUGUGACUCAACGCUCGGGAGUCUGGUUUAUAACUGUCAGCUGACUCUCGUUUCUCCCAGACUCUCUUAGAAGAGUUUGUGGAAGACGGGGGACAAAUGGGGUUUAUCAGUGUCCAGCCGCUUGAGCCCGCCACAGACUGCCAGGAUUCAAAAUUCGAUGGCAUAGUUCUGGUGGCCGAAGGUUUCGACCAGCUGCCCAGUGAGCUGGAAUGUCUGAAGGGACCACUGGAGGACUACAGCUCUGUGGACGUUGGUCUCCACCAGGAGGUGGUGGUCCUGCAGGUGCCAGGCCUCCCUGGCAAACGAUUGGUCUACGCAUGCACUGGGCCGGUCAAUCGGGACUACGAUGACGUCAGAAGGUUCAGUGAUGCUGCCGGAAACGGGAUCAAAAGGGCAAUGAAAGCUGGUGUGCAGCGCCCUCUGCUGGUGUGUCCCCCUCACAGCAGCUAUGAAAAUGGACCCCUGGUUGCCGCCCUUGGGGCUCUGCAUGCGCUGUACAUGCCCAUUGAGAUUCGGGAAGCUGCGCAGAAGAGCUCCCCACACAAGGUGGAAGUGUUGGGCAUCUGGGCGAAGGCGGAAGGAGAGGCGAAGAAGCUUGUUGAUCAGGCCAAAGCCCUGGAGGCCGGCAGGCUGGUGUGCCGGGACAUCGGGGGGUCCGACCCCGAGCGCAUGGCUCCCCCCCGCGUGGUCGAAUACGUGCAGGCCCUGUUUCAGGGCACCCUGGUGACGGUCAGCGUCGAGAGUGCCCUCAACACCCUGGAGAAGGAGUACCCCUGUCUGGCUGCCGUCAACCGCUGUGCCAGCGCUGUACCUCGUCACCAGGGCAGGGUCAUCAAGCUGGAGUACGUGGGGGAGGAGCCCAUCGAACGCACGCUGAUGCUGGUGGGAAAGGGCAUCACCUACGACACGGGCGGAGCGGACAUCAAGGCCGGCGGCGUCAUGGCUGGGAUGCACCGGGACAAGUGUGGCGCUGCGGCUGUGGCAGGCUUCUUCCAGGUCCUUGCUGAACUGGAACCCAAGAAUCUUAAAGUCAUGGGCGCCAUGGGGAUGGUCCGGAACAGCGUGGGGUCAGACUGCUACGUGGCGGAUGAGCUGGUGGUGUCGAGGGCGGGGCGACGGGUGCGUGUGGGGAACACGGACGCAGAGGGGCGCAUGGUGAUGACCGACCUGUUGUGCGAGAUGAGGGAGAAGGCGAAGUAUGAGAAGUCUCCUCACCUCUUUACCAUCGCCACGCUGACUGGACACGCCAUCCGUGCCAUGGGCCCAAAUUACUCUAUCAUCAUGGACAAUGGACCGGCUCGCAGUGCAGACACCGCCCUGAAGUGGCAGAAGGCCGGGGCGAAGCUGGGCGAUAUGUUCGAGGUGUCCACGAUUCGCCGCGAGGACUACGAGUUUCACCGCGGUAAAUCCGAGUACGAGGAGAUCCUGCAGAGCAACAACCUGCCGUCCAGUGGAACCCCGCGAGGGCACCAGGCCCCGGCGGCGUUCAUCAUCAUGUCUUCUGGGCUGGACAAGCAUGGUGUGGACUCUGAUGAGCCCCUGCCCUUCUCCCACAUUGACAUCGCUGGUUCCUCCGGGCCUUUCCCUGGAGUGCCCACUGGGGCUCCCAUCCUCGCCAUGGCCUCCCGCUACGUCCUGUGAGGCCCUCCUGCUCCCUCCACCGUCUAACAAAAAAAUAAAAAUGGUGUUGGAUGUGGAUGAGGAUGGGGGGGGGGAUAUAUUGGCAAGACAGAAAUAAAAGCUUGUGCGUAUGAAUGUGAUCCUUUUAUUAGGGCUGCUCCUUCCAGCUUACACAGAAUUGUGGAAAAUGUCAUGUUUCACAUGUAAUGUCUGUGUAUGAAAGUUUUUUCUAAAAGAAAUAAAUGACCAGCAUUUGC